Messenger RNA from Diospyros lotus (date-plum), 1704 nucleotides. RefSeq lists its product as uncharacterized. The coding region runs from base 1 to 1341 and encodes 446 amino acids. NCBI's taxonomy places the organism in Eukaryota, Viridiplantae, Streptophyta, Magnoliopsida, Ericales, Ebenaceae. The transcript has 3 exons. Gene Ontology annotation, molecular function: protein dimerization activity. The record is from RefSeq and is a predicted model, not a curated record.
AUGUUGGAAGAUAUUUUCAAGUUACCUAAUAUGAAGAAGACAUUUGAGAGAGCUGUUAUGGUGAAUAGCUAUAUCUAUAUUCGUUCGGGUCUAGUAAACAUGCUUAGAAGGUUUACUGACAAGAAAGAGUUGUUGAGGCCUGCAAAAACACAGUUUGCAACUGCCUUUAUCACUUUGGGCAGAAUGCAUAGUCUGAAAAGCAACCUUAGAAGGAUGUUUACCUCCGAGGAGUGGAUGACAAGCAAGUGGGUAAAAGAAGCGGGGGCUAAAAAGGUUGUAGAAGUGAUUUUGAUGCCUUCAUUUUGGAACAAUGUUGUAUUUGCUUUAAAGGUGGCUGGUCCAUUGGUGCAUGUAUUGCGCUUAGUGGAUGGUGAGAAGAAGCCUGCUAUGGGAUACAUAUAUGAGGCCAUGGAUAGGGCCAAAGAAGCGAUUGCUAACUCUUUUAAUGGGGAUGAAAAGAAGUAUGCACUCAUUUUUCAGAUUAUUGAUAAUCGAUGGGAUGUUCAGCUUCAUCGCCCUUUGCACGCAGCUGGUUGGUACUUGAACCCAGAAUAUUUCUACAAGGCUGAACGUAUAGAUCCAGAGAUCAUGACUGGCUUAUAUGAAUGCAUUAGAAAGUUAAAUCCAGAUAUAAAGGUUCAAGACCAAAUUGAUGCUAAGCUUUCGAUGUAUAACAAUGCAGAUGGGUUCUUUGGAAACUAUAUGGCUAUUAGAAAGAGAGCUGAGAAAUCACCAGCUGAAUGGUGGGCUUCAUAUGGAAUGUCAACACCCACGUUGCAAAAAUUUGCAAUUAAAAUUCUUAGCUUGACUUGUAGUUCAUCUGGGUGUGAACGUAAUUGGAGUGUGUUUGAAAAUCUUCAUACUAAACGGAGAAACAGGCUUGAUCAACUUCGUUUAAACGACUUGGUGUUUGUGAAAUACAAUAGAGCAUUGAGGCGUCGAUAUCAAAUGCGUGAUACCAUUGACCCUAUCAUAUUGACCGACAUUGAUGAAAGCAAUGAAUGGUUGACUGGAAAACUUGAUGAGGAGAAUGAUAAAGAUGAUGAAACUGUUUUUCCAGAUGACAUUGGGGAUGGGUUGACAUGGAGUAAUGUUGCUGCAGCUGCAGGAGUUGGAGAGCUUAGUUAUCAAUUUAGAACUAAACAAACUCGAUCACAAUUGGGAUCAACUUCUGUUUCGACUUCAAAGCGGCGAGUAACUCAAGAGAUUGAAGAGGAGGAAAGUGAGGCAGGGACCGAAGAUGAUGAAGACUUGAGUGAUGAAGAAGAAGAUGAAGGGGUGAUUGAAGGGGAUGAUGAAGAUAUUGACCUUGAUGUUGAUGAUCUCCUUGAUGAUGAUUGAUUAAAAAACUUUUUUAUAUUGAUUGUGGACUUGUAGUGUUUAUGUAUUUGUUUAGAACUUUGCAUUAUAAUUGGUACUUGGUAAAGUUUAAGACUUUAAGUUUGAACUUUGAUGAUGUUUCUAGUUUAGAAUUUGCAUGAUGAAUGAAUUAACUUUGAUGUUGUUAGUUUAUAGAAUUUGAAGAUAAUGAAUCAUGAAUGAUAUGAAUGUGUUAUUAUUGAUAAUUUGAUAGUUGUUUAUGAUUUUACAAGAUUUUGAGUUUUUUUCCUAAAAGGUGCGCCUCGCUUCGCAAAGGCGCACCUCGCCUCGUGCGCCUCGCUCCUCAGGCUCCAGGACCUUUUGCGCCUCGCGCCUUUCAGAACU